Messenger RNA from Bemisia tabaci, 1076 nucleotides. RefSeq names its product baculoviral IAP repeat containing deterin (gene Det). The record is from RefSeq and is a predicted model, not a curated record. Lineage: Eukaryota; Metazoa; Arthropoda; Insecta; Hemiptera; Aleyrodidae.
UCCGGCUGAAAGUCAACAGCCAUCGCAUCUGUUAUCAUUUGAACUGUGUGUUUCGUCUUUUCACAUUUCCCAGUGUUAAAAAUUAAUGAUUUGCCCAUUAUUCUCCAAAUUUCCUCUCGAAUAUUGUGUGUGUUGUAUGUUUUAUCACGAUGGCAGAUAUGAACUCGAUUUUUAAUUCCAUCAACUUUUGUCUACUAGAAGACCGACUUGAGACUUACAAGAAAUGGCAGUUUGGCAAUGAUGCUCCAUGCAGUGCUAGUAAGAUGGCUGAAGCAGGAUUUUAUCAGCCUAACCCCCUAGGAGAGCCGGGCCUUGUCAAGUGCUUUAUCUGCUUGAAAGAGCUGGAUGGUUGGGAGAUCAAUGAUGAUCCAUGGAAAGAACACGAAUCUCAUCAAAGCUCAUGUCUGUUUAUUAAAAAAAAGAAGACAGAAAAUGAACUAACGUUAGAGGAGCUAUUAUUCAUGUUGCAAGGAAGUAUUUUGCAAUCACUGGAAAAAACUCAUGCUGAGCAGAAGGAGAACUUAACAAAUAAUUUUGAAGAAGUUCUCAAAACACUCGAGAAGAAAUGGAAGAAAAAAAAAUAGAUGAACCCAUCUCAUAUCCAUCUUAUAAACCCAUCUUAAAAUAUUUCAUUUUAAGUCCACGUAUUAAAACCUGUAUGAAUGUCUUCAUUUUAAGUCUAUGUAUUAUUACCUGUAUAAUAUGCAAUAGGAGGUAGUAUUACACACCCGCAAUGCAGUGUCAGAUCUGUGGCUUUCAGUCCAUUCAUGUGGACCAGGAGUCUCGUAAUUUUUUUGUCCGCCACAAGUAAAAUCUGAUGAGCCUUUUAUUCUCCUGAGAGCCAAUCAUCUGAUUUUCAAGAUAGAAUGGCAGACAUAUGGCACUGGAUGAAAAUUAAUCCUGUAAUUUCAGUUCCACCUUUUCGUAAACCAGGAGGUGGCUGGGAAUGGAGUCUCAAACCAGCAUUGUAUUGAUGGAAGUCAAUCCUUAUGCUGUUUUUGUCUUUAAUUUGUCAACUGUAUAUUUUGCUGUAUAUUUAACUGUAUAUAUAACUAUUUUUCGCAAUAAGGAACUAA